This is a messenger RNA of Ricinus communis (castor bean), 957 nucleotides long. Its product is annotated as pyridoxal phosphate homeostasis protein. NCBI's taxonomy places the organism in Eukaryota, Viridiplantae, Streptophyta, Magnoliopsida, Malpighiales, Euphorbiaceae. The coding region runs from base 126 to 863 and encodes 245 amino acids. Gene Ontology annotation, molecular function: pyridoxal phosphate binding. Gene Ontology annotation, cellular component: intracellular anatomical structure. The transcript is spliced from 7 exons. The record is from RefSeq and is a predicted model, not a curated record.
GAAAAAAAAUCCAUCUUCUCCUUCCUUUUAACAAUUGUCUUCAGAAAAUUUCAAAAAAUACACUCUAUAAAUAUUAUAAAGUGAAUGACAUCAAAUCUGAACUUUCUUUUCCGAGUUGAAAAGCAAUGGCUGCUCCGGCCAUAGAAGGAGCAGCAGUAACGGCACUGCGGUCAGUCAUGGUCCGAGUCCGUCAAGCUGCAGAGCGUGCCGGAAGACGACCCGAAUCCGUAAGAAUCGUGGCUGUAUCCAAAACCAAACCCGUGUCCCUUAUUCGCCACGUGUACGACGCUGGUCACCGUUGCUUUGGCGAAAAUUACGUUCAAGAAGUUGUAGAUAAAGCUCCACAGCUGCCAGAGGAUAUAGAGUGGCAUUUCAUUGGGCAUUUGCAGAGCAAUAAAGUUAAAACUUUAUUAGCUGGAGUCCCAAAUCUAGCUAUGGUUCAGGGUGUAGAUAAUGAGAAGGUAGCUAAUGUUCUUGACAGAGUAGUGUCUACCCUUGGAAGAAACCCUUUGAAGGUCUUUGUCCAAGUGAAUACUAGUGGAGAAGCAUCAAAAUCUGGUAUCGAGCCUUCAAGUUGUGUAGCCCUUGCAGAACAUGUUAAACUGCGAUGCCCGAAUUUGGUACUUUCUGGCUUAAUGACAAUAGGGAUGCCAGACUAUACAUCAACUCCAGAGAACUUUAGGAAACUAUCGAAUUGCAGACUUGAGGUUUGCAAGGCACUUGGGAUGGCAGAGGACCACUGUGAGCUAUCAAUGGGCAUGUCUGGCGAUUUUGAGCAAGCGAUUGAAAUGGGCAGCACCAAUGUGAGAGUUGGAUCAACCAUAUUCGGACCAAGGGAGUACCCGAAGAAGCAAUCCAACUGAAACAGGUUCUUGUUGUACUAUAAAGUCGACUGCAAAUUCAAAUUGUAACAUUAAACAUUAAUAUACAUGAUAAAACCGGCAUCUCUUAUAUUCA